GCGCUAUGCGCUCGGUGCUGGCCCUGCUGCCGCUGCUGCUUGCCGCCGCAGUGCCGGCAGCGCGGGGCCGCACCCACAACAGCAGCGCUCCCCUUGCGCCGCGAAGCGACGGGAAUGCGGCCGAGGAGCAGAGAGGUGCGGAGGAGGCAGCGCAGCUGGACGAGCGGGAGCUGCAGCACAAGUGGACGGAGGAGGGCGCCCAGAACAGCAAGGGGCAGGCGGAGCGCAUCCAGACAAGGGACCGGAUGCUGAAGGCGGCCGGGGUCUUCGCCGUGCUGGGGGCCGUGUUCCUCGUCUGGGGGGCGGUGGGCCUGUACGCCGCGGCCAAGCCGCCGCCCAGCGCGGUCAGCCCCUGCGUCGACGACGCGCCCCGCUCCGACGACGACGUGGGCCUCAUGAUCAGCCCCCGCUCCAACUUCUCCAAGGUGGCGCUGGACGGGGACGGCGACGUGCGGGUCGAGGCCCUGAGCCCGCGCGACCGGAGCCAGUCCUUCCUCGGCUUCUUCCGCGCCCGCAUGGCGCGGCCCUCGCUGCCCCGCGCGCCAGGCUUCCUCCGCUCGCCCCGGGGCGGGACCGCGGGCAACUGA
Prorocentrum cordatum is the source of this 587-nucleotide messenger RNA. NCBI's taxonomy places the organism in Eukaryota, Dinophyceae, Prorocentrales, Prorocentraceae. The record is from the annotation of a GenBank genome assembly.